AUGGGGACCGCCUUCUCAACGCCUGCCCCUGCCUGGGCAGCUCUUGCAGGGGACCUCUUUGGUCGGUCGAACUAUUUCCAAUGUCAUCAGAACUGCGUCCGAGGCUGCACCGGUAGUCCCAACAUUUGCCAGGUCGUAUGCAACGUCGCCUGCGCCAACGCCGGCGAAGCAGACGAGGCAGCUGCCCUGGCCGCCAGAGAGUCUGUGAGCUCGGUGAGGCAUUCCCUUGCCGCCCGUUCCAACUACGUCGAGUGCCACCAGAACUGCGUCAGAGGUUGUCCGGGUAGCCCCAACAUUUGCCAGGCAGUGUGCAAUAUUUCCUGCGCUAAUGCCGGGGAGGUGGAGAAAUGAUGCGCUCGAUGUGCUGCGGCAACGAGAGAGGUAAAAGGGGUAUGCAGCGCUGCUGUUUGGGGGGGUUAUUCUCACGGGCUGAGGGGUUGCAAGCACCCGUAAGAGAACUCAAAGAACUAUUUCAUUUCGUUCAUGUUGUCUUUUCGAGACCUUGGGGAAGAGACACACUCGCUAAAGCCUCCUCUGAAACCCUUCUUAUUUGAAUAAAAUACCAAGACCGGUCGGCGGGCGAUGGUAAUUACCAUGCCAGGUAGACGUUAGAUACACUGCCGAAAAGGGAGUGUGCUAAUGCGAACUAUGAUUACGCCCCUAAUGGGUUGUUCGUGGUGG
Molecule: messenger RNA, 681 nt
Organism: Parathielavia appendiculata
Lineage: Eukaryota; Fungi; Ascomycota; Sordariomycetes; Sordariales; Chaetomiaceae
Exons: 4
Coding region: 1-351 (116 amino acids)
Source: RefSeq, a predicted model, not a curated record